Rotaria sp. Silwood2 is the source of this 1230-nucleotide messenger RNA. The record is from the annotation of a GenBank genome assembly. Lineage: Eukaryota; Metazoa; Rotifera; Eurotatoria; Philodinida; Philodinidae.
AUGGCAUUGAAUUACCUUGAAAAUUGUUUCUAUGAAAAACGUAGUAAUACAGCACUACAUGGUUAUAAUGAUCUACAUGAUCUUUGGAUAUCGGACUUCGAAUGUUUCGACCGUUGUCUAAAAACUGAUCCUCAAAAAUGCCGUUCAUUUGAACAUUGGCGUAGAAAUGGAUAUGGUCUAUGUAUACGAGCAAAUAUUUCAUUAAAUGAUCAGCCAUUAGUAAUGAGACAUAAUGUAUUUGUGGAUUAUUAUGAAAUUCUUUGUCGAAAAGAUAAUAAAGUUAUCAAACCAAGUACAAUUCAUUGUCCAAAUGAUCAAUUAUUUGUAACGAUACAAUUAAAUGGUAUUGAUCCAAAUAAUGUUCUACUUGGUGAUCAUAAUUGUAAAACACAUUGGUCAAAUGAAACACAUGCACAAUUUAUUACACAUAUCAAUAAUUGUUCAUUGAUACUAACAAAUGAUUUGAUUGUUGGUAAACUUCGUUGGAAAAGUGUACAUAAAAAUAACAAUUUUACCAAACAAUAUGAGCGUUUUUUUGUUUGUGUACCUGAUAUAAAUCAAAUACGUUUAUUUCAUCGAACAUCAACUAAACCAACAUUUUCAGAUAGUAAAGAUACAUUAUUAACACAUCCUGAUCAUGAUGAAAUUUCUAAUAAUGAACAACAAAUUAUUUCAACUUCUAGAAUUACUUUAACAUGGACAUUACAUAAUCAUUCAUAUUUUUGUCCUGAUUCUUGUUUUAUAUCACUUUAUUCUUUUAUUAAUAUAACACUUGAUGAUUUAUCUUUCAUAUCAUCAAGAUCUUUAAUUGAUUCAUGUGAUCUAAAAGCACUUUAUCCUUAUACAAAUUAUGUACAAUCAAGACGAUUGAUUUAUCAAGGUUGUUCAAUUGAUCCAACUGUGAUUCAUGUUCCAAUAAAUUCUUCCUCAUUAUCAAUAUUUCAUUUUUCAUUUUAUCUUUAUCAUAUACUUAAAGAACCAAUUCCAUUUCAAAUUCAAUGUAAAAUUUUACAUAAUGAUGAUAAAAAUGAAUUUCAACAUGAUGUCGAUUGUUCAUCAUCAUUUAUUAAUAAUAAUCAUAAUGAUCGUUUAUCAAUGAAUAAAAAUGAUAAACGAGAUUAUUCGUAUAAAUCAUUUCGUUCAUCAAAAGUUUAUGUUACCAGACAAUUACCAUCAAUUAUAUUUGAACAUGAGCUAUUUCAUAGUAAACAUUAUAAUUAUAAUCAUUAA